This is a messenger RNA of Tachysurus fulvidraco (yellow catfish), 1630 nucleotides long. It is a transcript of the gene cdin1, whose product is annotated as CDAN1 interacting nuclease 1. The transcript has 12 exons. Gene Ontology annotation, cellular component: cytoplasm; nucleus. Bases 258 to 1115 code for a protein of 285 amino acids. The record is from RefSeq and is a predicted model, not a curated record. Gene Ontology annotation, biological process: erythrocyte differentiation. NCBI's taxonomy places the organism in Eukaryota, Metazoa, Chordata, Actinopteri, Siluriformes, Bagridae.
UUUCGCGGGAGCUAUCCAGGAAGUGUUUCAGUAUCCUUCAGUAGCAAAGAUUUUUCUACUAUUAAUUAUAUUUGGGAUGACAAAUGAUCAGGACUCGCUGAUAUAUAUUCUACCGUGCUGUUGUUGAAGGUGUUUGGAGGUUCGAGCGAGGGAUUUGUUGCUAUCUGUGGCCGCACCGAGAAGGUAGAGUGAGUUAGCAGUUUUGGGCUGUGUCUCAAUCGAGUUCCUGUUGGAUGUGCAGUGUGCCAGGUGUAUAGAUGAGUAAAAUGAAGCUCUCUAGAGCAGAAUACAGAGUAAUCGCAAAGUUCACUGAACAGCUUCGGCCUACAAGGCAGUGUAUGAAGAUGCUGAAGGACCGAUUUCCAGAUCACUCGCAGUCCACUCUUCUGAGCAUCUUCUCCCAGGAGUACCAGAAAAGAAUGAAACGAAGUUUUGUGAAACAUCAUGCAGAUGUCAUCGAAGUCUACUACCAGAGGUACCGUACUGAAGCCAGCAAGCAUCCUUCAGACCCUGUCCUGCUGGCGUUAGCCAAUGAGGUGGACCUGUCCCCGUCUCUGCUGGCUCGGCUGAUGCUGGAGAGAUUCCUGGAAGAGCACCAAGGCUCAGUAUCAUCCAAACAAGUCCUGAACAGCAUGUUGCGGGAGCCAUCUUUAAUUCCAGAUGUGCAUCUAGCCAGACACGUGGAACAGUGCAACAUAAAUGACUGCUGUUAUGGACCGCUGGUCGACUGCAUCAAACACUCUAUCGGUCAGGAGCAUGAGGAGAUCCUGCGUGAGAAACUUCGAGAGAGGAACCUCUCCUUUGUAGAUGAGAAUCAGCUACGGGCCAAGGGUUAUGACAAGACCCCUGACAUUAUUCUAGAAGUCCCCAUUGCUGUUGAAGGCCACAUUGUGCACUGGAUCGAGAGCAAGGCCUCGUUUGGAGAUGAGCAGAGUCAUCGCACUUAUCUAAACGAGCAGUUCUGGAGUUACUGGAACAGGUUUGGCCCAGGUCUGGUUAUCUACUGGUAUGGCUUUAUAUCAGAACUGGACUGCCAGAGGGACAGAGGGAUCCUUCUUAAAGACUGUUUCCCUUCAGACAUCGUGACUCUGUGCCACAGCCCAGACCAGUGCUGACGCUAUAGUUGAGGGUGACACCGAGGCUGAGGGAGUGGAGGGGUCACAGGGCAUUUGCUGGUGGAGACAUGAAUCCGGAAGCAAUUUAGUUUUCCUGCUGCGUACAACUACUGGCAAACAUCUGCCCUGAACUCCGUCUGAACUCCCAGGGAUCAGGUCUGGAAUCAUACCUCUGUGCAAAUCACACCAGGGAGCCUGGAGACCUGGACUGGACCUGGACCUCCUGGAGACCUCUUAUCACAGCCCUUUUCCUUGUCAUUCUGCACCACGCAAACCCACAGACGUCAUCCCCAUUAUCAGCUUUUCUGUUCUUUACUUUCUCUUUCUGUCUCUGAUAAGGGUGUGGUUCCUUUUGGAACCUGGAUAGCUGACCUUUUUUUUUUUUUUUUUUGGACAUAUCACAGAUUCCCAAGUAGUUUUGAGUACUCUUGAUAUUCAAGCAUUCUGUUUUAACCUUCAUCUUUCACAUGACUGUCAGACUUGCAUUUAAAACAAAUAAAGUUAAAAACCAGGAA